CUGCAGGGUAGCACACGUCCACCUGCAUUCUCAAAGGAUGGGGACUUCAUUAUUGGCGGCACUUUCUCCCUUCACUCUUACACGCAAACAGCUUAUAAUAAGUAUACCAACAUGCCUGCACCUGUGAAAUGCAAAGGAAGCAUUGACACUGUUGAGCUGCAAUCCACAAGUUCGAUGGUCUUUGCCAUAGAAGAGAUUAACAACAGCACAGACCUGCUGCCUGGAAUUGAGCUUGGUUAUCGGAUCUAUGAUUCAUGUGCAUCAGUACCUGUGGCAGUUCAUGUGGCAUUUCAGUUUUUAAAUAGAUUGGAGGCUCAGUUUAACACUGGUAAAAACUGCUCUCAGUCUGGUGUGGUGAUGGCUGUUGUUGGUGACUCUGGGUCUACGCCAUCUAUUACCAUGUCACAACUUGUUAGUGCUUUUAACAUUGCUCAGGUGAGCCACUUUGCCACAUGUGCAUGCUUAUCUGACAAGCAGCAGUACCCAAGUUUUUUCAGAACAAUUCCCAGUGACCAGUUUCAAGCUGAAGCACUAGCCAAGCUGGUGAAACACUUUGGCUGGACUUGGAUAGGUGCUGUCCGGUCAGAUUCAGAUUAUGGCAAUAAUGGCAUGGCUUCUUUUCUCCAAGCAGCACAGAAAGAGGGGAUCUGUGUGGAGUACUCUGUAUCUUUCUAUCGGACAAACCCACAGAGCAGAUUUCAGAGAGUAGCAGAUGUUAUCCGCAGGUCUACAGCUGUAGUUGUUGUGGCAUUUGCAUCUUUUGGAGACAUGAAGAUCCUGUUGGAGGAGCUAUCACGUGACCCUUCCCCACCUCGCCAGUGGAUAGGCAGUGAAUCAUGGGUAACAAGCACAGAAUUAACACAGUACAGUUUCUGUGCUGGGGCCAUUGGAUUUGGUAUUCCGAAGUCUGCAAUCCCAGGUCUCAGAGACUUCCUGUUAAAUCUGUCUCCCACUCAAGUGUCUGCCUCGCCAGUGUUUACUGAGUUCUGGGAGGAUGCAUUCAACUGCAGUCUGAAAAAAAAGAAGAAAAUGUGUGAUGGAAAUGAAGACAUACAGAAUCUCCAAAGCGAGUACACUGACACAUCUCAGCUCAGAAUUGCUAACAUGGUGUAUAAGGCUGUGUAUGCAAUAGCACAUGCCAUCCAUAAUGCAGUGUGUCAAAAAACAAAUGCCAUAGCAAAAUGUGACAAACUAAUCAAGUUACAGUCCAAUCGGGUUUUAACUGAGCUGAAGAAAGUAAAUUUUUCCCAAAAUGAAAAUGAUGUGUCAUUUAAUGCUAAUGGGGAUCCUGUGGCUAUUUAUGACUUGGUUAACUGGCAGAAAAGUGGGAGUGGCAUCAUUGAGAUAGUAACUGUAGGGCUGUAUGAUGCCUCACUACGAGUGGGCCACGAGUUUAAGAUUAACAGAAACAUAACCUGGAUGGAGGAUAGCAGAAAAGUGCCAGUGUCAGUCUGUACUAACAGUUGUCCUCCAGGAACUCGUAAAAUGCUGCAAAAAGGAAAACCUAUCUGCUGCUAUGACUGUAUAGCAUGUCCUGAGGGAGAGAUCAGUAAUAUAACAGAUUCAGCUGACUGUUUACCCUGCCACAAAGAGUUCUGGCCUAAUGCAAAGAGAGACACCUGUAUCCCUAAGCCUCUAGAGUUUCUUUCAUUUCAAGACAUCCUAGGGAUCAUCCUGGCUACAUUUUCAGUUCUUGGUGCUUGUCUGGCCAUCAUAAUUGGGGCUGUAUUCUUUUAUCACAGGAAAACUCCAAUUGUCCGAGCCAACAAUUCUGAGCUGAGCUUCCUGCUGCUCAUCUCACUGACUCUGUGUUUCUUAUGUUCAUUAACUUUCAUUGGAGCACCAUCAGAGUGGUCCUGCAUGCUGCGUCACACUGCAUUUGGCAUAACCUUUGUACUCUGUAUCUCCUGUGUACUUGGGAAAACUAUAGUGGUUUUAAUGGCUUUUAAAGCAACACUUCCAGGUAGCAAUGUCAUGAAAUGGUUUGGUCCUCCACAGCAAAGAAUGACUGUUGUGUCUUUCACCUUUAUUCAAGUUUUAAUAUGUACUGUAUGGUUGGUAGUGAGCCCUCCAUUCCCAAUUAAAAAUCUAACCACAUACAAGGAGAAAAUCAUCCUGGAAUGUGCAUUAGGCUCUGCUGUUGGCUUCUGGGCUGUGCUCGGUUACAUAGGUCUGCUUGCUUCCUUUUGCUUCAUUUUAGCUGUCUUAGCUCGCAAAUUACCUGAUAAUUUCAAUGAAGCCAAGCUUAUCACUUUCAGCAUGCUGAUAUUCUGUGCAGUGUGGAUCACCUUUAUCCCAGCAUAUGUCAGCUCUCCUGGGAAAUUUACAGUGGUUGUGGAGAUUUUUGCCAUUCUGGCCUCCAGCUUUGGGCUAAUAAUAUUUAUAUUUGCUCCAAAGUGUUUUAUCAUAUUGUUUAAGCCUGCAAAGAACACUAAGAAAUAUUUAAUGAACAAAAAUCAGUCAUAA
This is a messenger RNA of Pundamilia nyererei, 2466 nucleotides long. Its product is annotated as extracellular calcium-sensing receptor-like. The record is from RefSeq and is a predicted model, not a curated record. Gene Ontology annotation, biological process: G protein-coupled receptor signaling pathway. Gene Ontology annotation, cellular component: plasma membrane. The transcript has 8 exons. Lineage: Eukaryota; Metazoa; Chordata; Actinopteri; Cichliformes; Cichlidae. Gene Ontology annotation, molecular function: G protein-coupled receptor activity. Bases 112 to 2466 code for a protein of 784 amino acids.